AUGGGUACGACGACCGACAGGCAGAUAGCAGCAUCUCGUCGUGGAGAAUUCGGUGAAUCCAAUUUGGCAAUGAAGCUGGAGACGCAAGUAAAUGAACAACGACAACGAGGAAAUGAUGGAGACAUGGAAAAUAACGAUGAAUCAACGGAAUUAAGUAAUAUCGAAGGACUGAUUGAACAUUGUUCGAAUCUGAUUGAAGCCAAAUAUCUGAUGCAACAUCUGUUCAACGCCUGUCUAGAACAUGCUGUUGCCGCUGCUAAAGCUGAUUCACAUAAUAAGGAGAACAAGUCAGAACAUUACGAAGCAGGCCCACAGCUGCUGCUCAGUGGCUUUAUGACUGCCUACACUGGUAGCUUACAGCAUUUAGGUAACGACUUUUGGAUGUAA
Molecule: messenger RNA, 387 nt
Organism: Haemonchus placei
Lineage: Eukaryota; Metazoa; Nematoda; Chromadorea; Rhabditida; Trichostrongylidae
Source: the annotation of a GenBank genome assembly